AUGACCAAUGAUGGUCAACCGCAGGCGGUUUCCUCGCCGUCCUGCGCAUCGUCCUCGUCGCAGCGCCCACCAACGGCUGGCCCCACAAUGGAGGCUAAAUUUUUACUGCAGAGUCCGAGGGCGAACGAUAGCGCCCUGUUGUCGUUCGGCGACGACACGCCCGACAGCGCCGACGCCCUCCACGUCGAGGUCUCGCCGAACCCGGGCCUCGACGACUGCCCGCCGUCCGAAGAAGACGAGGGCUUCUUUGACGGGAAACCCAUCCUCGAAGGUUCGCCCACGAAGCCAACCAUCAUGUCCGGGAACGCGCUCCACCUGCACCUCGAGGAACACGACAUCUCCGGCAGUGCGCCCUCCAUCCGCUUCGCGCCCGACCCACCGUCCGUGUCUAAACCGCAGACCAACGACAGGAGCGCAGACGCGCCGCACCUAGUGCGACCAGCACCUCGGGUGAGGUUCCGCUCGCGCGUACGCAUAGCGUCGGGCCUGCAUAGGCAUCGGCAGCACCAUCCGGAAGAUUCGCCCGACUCGAGCUCCUCGUCCCUCUCCAGCUCGCCGUGUUCGUCGCUAUCCGUACCGCUGCGCUAUCAAGCGGACGAAAACAGCGCGCUUGGUCCCCUAGGAAGGAGGUUGAGCUCGUACGCUGCGCAGGGAGGUUUUAAACACCGUGUCAUGGCUUCACCAGUGCCGCAGAGACAGUCGAGCAGGGCGACGGUCAGGGGGCAGAGUUCAGAGGCUAGUGAGAGGAGCUCAUUGCUCAAACCUGGCACACGUGUCCGCACAUACGGAGAAGACGAGAGGAGAUCAUCGGGCGAGCAGGCUGAUGUUCAUCCUGAAGUGGAUGAAGAUGCCGAGUUCGGGCCCUGGCCCCGAAGACUACUAAAUCACCACUGGUGGUGGUGGCAGUUGGAGCCAAUAUUAUGUUGUUUCUGCGUUGACGACUCUGAUACGGAUGACUGACUAGGAGGGUGACUUGUCUUGGAUACCUCCGCCUCCGCCUGUAUCACAUUACGACUUCCUUCUUUCGCUGUGUUACCCGCUUUCCCGCUCUUUCUUGUGUUAGGAUGUUGAGAUCCAUUAUGUAUCACCUAUGCAUAAUACACACAUCGUGUACAAUAUCAUCGUUAUACAGGGGCUCUAUUCUUCCUUCAGAUGGGAAAUUAGAUAUAGUUUUAAGCAUGCUCGUUCUUGUCGGGAUGGUGAGACGGCAGCACCAUGGUGGGAGGCAGUGUGGUGAUGGGCGGCAGGAGGCUGGCAGCGCCGCGACGAGCCUGCUGGAUCAACAGCUGGUCCAUGACGACGAGAGCGGCCAUGGCUUCGACGAUGGGGACGGCGCGGGGCACCACGCACGGGUCGUGGCGACCCCUGGCGGCGAGGGUACCGGGAGUGCCGUCGUACUGAGCGGUCGACUGGGCCUGGGAGAUAGUAGCGGGGGAUUUGAACCCAAUGCGGAAGUAUACGUCUUCCCCGUUGGUAAUACCACCCUGAAUACCGCCGCUCCAGUUCGUCGCAGUCCCCAACUUCCCGUCCUUGAGCACGAACGAGUCGUUGUGCCUGCUGCCGGGGACCUCCGUGCCCCUGAACCCGCUGCCGAUCUCGAAGGCCUUCGUCGCAGGAAUCGAUAACAUCGCGUGCGCGAGCUUCGCCUCGAACUUGUCGAACACGGGUUCGCCGAGCCCCGCGGGGACGUUGCGGAUCACGCAGGUGACGGUGCCG
Gloeophyllum trabeum ATCC 11539 is the source of this 1716-nucleotide messenger RNA. RefSeq lists its product as uncharacterized. The transcript is spliced from 4 exons. The coding region runs from base 1 to 960 and encodes 319 amino acids. NCBI's taxonomy places the organism in Eukaryota, Fungi, Basidiomycota, Agaricomycetes, Gloeophyllales, Gloeophyllaceae. The record is from RefSeq and is a predicted model, not a curated record.